This is a messenger RNA of Molossus molossus (Pallas's mastiff bat), 204 nucleotides long. Its product is annotated as mitochondrial import inner membrane translocase subunit Tim9-like. The record is from RefSeq and is a predicted model, not a curated record. Bases 1 to 204 code for a protein of 67 amino acids. NCBI's taxonomy places the organism in Eukaryota, Metazoa, Chordata, Mammalia, Chiroptera, Molossidae. The transcript has 2 exons.
AUGGCUGCACAAGUGCCAGAAUCUGAUCAGACAAAACAGUUUCAAGAAUUUCUUGGAACCUACAAUAAACUUAUAGAAACCUGCUUUAUGCACUGUGUUAAAGACUUCAGAGGCCAGCAAAUAUCCAUGAGACUUCAGAAAUAUCAUAUUCAGCACAAUGAAGCCCUGUCAGCCAAAGUAGGACUCCUUGGCCAGCCAAAAUAA